AUGUCUCCCGUAGUAGAACUUUUAUUAGAAUCUUCCCAAGAACCCACAAGUCAAGUAAAGAAUUUAUCAACAAGUGAAUAUAAACAAGAGAGUAAAGAAGAAAUGCAGCAAGUACCACAAAAACAAACGACUUCUUCGUUCAACAUCAUGUCAAUGUUGAAUCCGGCACCAUCACCUUCUUACAAGUCUUCGUAUUCAAACGCUUCGAAGGUAGGAUCUCCAGUACAGCAAGAAACUCAAACGCACUCGGCGUUACCUCCUGCUUCGUCAAUUACUCAACCUUUUUACGGUUCAGGAAAUCUUCCACCACAAUCCCCACAGACUCCAAAUCUUCCUUUAAAUUUAAACACUUUACGACUACCUCCUCCAUACCCGGUAAACCCGACUUUCCAGUCAAUUUCACCACCUCCCACUUUUUCAAACUCCUCUUGUUCACCAAUUGGUUUUGGUUAUAACUAUGCUAUUAAUAAACAAAGUUUUCCGACAGUUGGUUUUAAUAACGUUACGAAUGUCACUCCUUUAUCACAAACAAACACAAGUUCUUUAACCUCCAUUUCAGUAACGACCACGCCAACUACUUCUCAUUCACUUAUAAAUAAUAACUUGUCAUUAUCAAAUACACCUUCCGCAAAUUUUAAUACAAGACCCACAGUUAAUCACUCUACGCCUACGUCAAGUGCCAAUUGUGUGGAAGCGGAAGAAAUAACUCCGACUAUAAAUAAAAAUAGCCACCACAGUUUACAAAGUAAUAACAACAGUAAUAAUACCGGCACAGCUAACAGCGUUACUACUGUUCGUAAAACGUCCAUUCCUUCCGGCGAGUCUGACGGAAUGCAAAUAAAGGACCAACCUAAUAGUAUCGUGGAGUAUUCUACAAAUUCAGUCCAAGAAGUCGAGUAUGUAGAAUAUGACCAGCUAGCUAGUACAGCUCUCAAUGAACUUCAAAAUAUGAGAAGAAAAGAACUGGAAACGAGUGAAGUCGAAUCAGUUGAAGAAAAUGUUCCUUCCCAAGAAGAACAGGAUUCUCUUCCAGCUUCUCCGUUCGUCGAACAUUCCUUCUCACCGAUGAAGACACUUGUAUCACCGCCAUCAUAUGAAAGUACUACGGGAAGUACACCUGCGCCCCCUCAAACAGAUUCAGAAUUUCCGCAGUAUGAAUAUGAAGAAACGUCUGGUGAAACUACUGAGACUGAUAGCGAUGGAAGUAGCUCAAGGGAAGCAACUACUUCUAAUAAAGCUGCUUCUAAACGUGUUGUUAAGAAAAGUAAAAGCAAGAAAUAUUUAACGAAGGCUAAAGGUAAAGAAAAGAAGGAUCGACAAACCAAAAAUCGUAAAUAUAAAAUAAAACGGGAAGAUCCUGAAACAGUAUCAUCUGAUGAUGAUAAACCACAAAAACGUAAGCCUUCAAUCAACCGACCGAGAAUACCUCCAUUAAAGAGGAAAGCUACUUCCCAGUCUGUCCACAGUAGUAGUAAAAAUAAGAGACUUAAAAAAGCAUCGUCAUCUCCACAUUUUCGUUCAAGAACUACUUCCAAUAAUUCAAGCGUCAAUAAUUCUCCACGCUUGCAACCUCAGGCCGAAAUAACUACAGUUGAUGAUAUGGUUAUCGUAGUUGCAAAAAAGGUGCAACACUACUGUAUAUGUAGAUCAACUGAUGGUGAAUCAUUUAUGAUUGAGUGUGACAACUGUGAUGAAUGGUUUCAUGGUGACUGUGUCAACAUUUCACGGGAGGAAUCACAGAUGGUUGAUAAAUAUUAUUGCCCGAAUUGCACAGAUUUGGGACAUAAAACAUCAUGGAAACCUGAAAAGUGUAAAUACCCGCCUUGCAAAAAACCUGCAAGGUUUGUAAAAACUAAAUUCUGUUCAAUUAAGUGUGGGUUAUCAUGGAACCGCGAACUUUUGAAAAAGGAAGAAAGACUUGCAAAAAUGGGCAAGUUAUUAAAACAAAAGGUUAAGGACAAUAAAGAUAGAAAAGGUCGCGUAAAACGAAAUGUAACAAAUCGCGCCGGACAUUUAGAAGAUAGUGAACAUUUGAAGAAGAUUUCCAGACGGAAAGAUUCAAUAAAAAGAGAACUAGAAAUAAUCGACAAACGUAAUAAAAUAACAGUAAAAGGUUCAGAGAAGUCACAAAGUGAUAGUGAACCAGAUGACAGCAACCGAUCAUCUCAAGAUGUGCCCUGCGAAUUUGAUAAACAAUCCGAAAGUGAUGUUAAUAUUCGCAAUGGACAAAUCUGUGGAUACAAUCCGCGCUUAGAUUGGGUGGAUAAUGACGUUAAAGAAAAAGUUGGUGCUGUUGAAGAAGUUUGUUCUGCACCAAGGGGAAAAUGUAAAAAGCACGGCAGUUGGCAAAAACGUCGAAUUACUCAGAUAGACUUGAUGAAAGCGAGCAAAAUUGAAAGGCUUGAAGAUCUUUCCGAGAAACAAAAACUUAUCAAGGCACGCAUGAAGAAGCGAACUGAUAUGCACGAUGCAUUCACAAACCAAACCAUCGAUCAUACAGCAAACAGAAAGAAUAAGUGA
This is a messenger RNA of Funneliformis mosseae, 2520 nucleotides long. The record is from the annotation of a GenBank genome assembly. NCBI's taxonomy places the organism in Eukaryota, Fungi, Glomeromycota, Glomeromycetes, Glomerales, Glomeraceae.